UGCUGAAGUCGCACCGCUGAAGUCGCACGGAAAACGCGCGAGCGGAAAUCGCGUCGCUCGUCCUCGUUGCUCCUUUGAAUCCUGGCGCAUCUCGUCUCGUCGGCGAUCAUCGCUGCCGUUUGCAAUUCUCAGCUCUGCGCGCCCCCUGCUUUUCCCGAAAUCAAAAACCGAAAAUCCCUAGAACCUCUGGAAAAUUCAGCGUUAAUUAACCAACCACGCCCCUUGGAUUAAUUUGAUAUAUGCAUUUUUUUUCGGUGUUAUGAGCCAGUUGAAGCGGAAAGUCUAGUGCAAAACGAACUCAAAUUACACAUAAAUUUCAAUUGGAAAAGUCGAAGAGGAGGCCGGUCCGCAGGAUUUAUCACCCGACGAUAAUAAUUAAGGCGGCCAGCCAAACGUAGAUACACUUGGUCCUUGCACGCGUACACCAGAGCCGGCACCGACCGCAGAUACAAACCGUUGGAGAUCCAAAUCCAGGCCCAGAUACAGAUACAAAAGCCACCAUGAAUGCCGCACAGAGCGGCGGCCACACGGGUGGUGGUGGUUCCAUGGGCAAGAAGGGCUCCCAAAUGGAGGAACUGGUGGCCAUCUCCCCGGAGCGCCGCAACUGGCGCGGCAUCUUCAUCGCCCUGCUGGUCAUCGCCGCCGUCUUCAGCCUGAUCAUAUUCUCGAUCUUCCUGCUCUCGCCGGAGGACGAGGGCCUGCGGAUCCGGGGUCGCCGCAUGCUGCCCAGCGACAUCCUGGGCAAGAGCCUCCAGUGGAAGCCCUUCAACGGCACCUGGAGCAAUGGUCGAGAGCUCAUCUACCGCGAUCCCACGGGAGGCCUCUCCAUUCUCAAUAUGGCCGAUCUCACCACACGCAUUCUUAUGACCAAUUCCACCUUUCGCCAAUUGAAUGCAGAAUCUUUUCUAGUGGCUCCUGACCAGAAAUACGUGCUCCUCCAGUCGGACUCCAAUGCCGAGGGCUCCAGACAUCACGUAUACGAGGUGCAGACGGCCAACACAUUCCCGCUGGGACCAACGGAGAACAUAGCGGAGGCGCCACGCCUCCAGCACGUGGUGUGGGCGCCGGCGAAUCCGCCUCCGCCGCUUGGAGCACCGCCACCAAGUGGUUCCAAUGGCGCCAGCACCACCACAAUGGCCCCGCUGCCCAGUGGCAGCAUAAUCCUGAACAGCCUGGCCGGGGCGGCCAAUGGUCCGGUUGCCACGGGAUCCUCCGGCUCCUCUGGCCCAAGUGCCAAUGGCAAGCCAGGUGGCUACUCCCUGAACCAGGCCAUCGCCUUUGUGCACCACAACGACAUCUACUACAAGCCCAAGGUACAGGGCGAACUCGUCUGCCGGAUAACGCAGUCGGGCUCCGGAUCGCCGGAGGGGGAGUCCUCGGGCGUGGUCUUCAAUGGGGUGCCCGAUUGGACGUACGAAAAUGUGCCCGAGCUGGAGAGCCGGAGGAGCAGCAUGCAGUUCUCGCCGGACGGACUCUACCUGGCCUUCCUCAGCUACAACGACAGCGAGGUCAACGAGUACAAAUACACCUGGAUGGGCGACGAUAUCAAGUACCCGGCGGUGAUGAGCCAGCGCUACCCCAAGACGGGAUCCCGCAAUCCGAAUGUGACGGUGAACGUGGUGAAUCUGUCGGUGAUCAAGUACAUAUUCCCCACGCAAAUCAAGCUGCCGAGCGAGCUGUCCAAUGGGAGCUACGUGGGCGGCCUGACCUGGGCCUCGCCCAGCGACCUUUCGGUGACGGUGACCAACCGGGAGCAGACCAAGGCCACCACGGUGCUCUGCCGCGCCCCGCACUUCCAUUGCCAGGCGGUGCACACGGAGGUGACCAUCAACGAUGGCUGGGUCCUGCCGGCGGAGCGGCCCAUCUUCUCGGCCCGCAACCAGGUGCACAAGCAUCCGGCCAGGCUGCUCCAGAAUCCGGAGGAGGUUCAGCCGGAGAGCCAGAAUGUGAGUGCCACGGAGGAGGGCCAGACGACGCACGAGAUCAGCAACGGGGGCUACCUGCUGAAGCGCCUGCCUGUGCGGGAUGGCGAGCACGGGCACUACCGCCAUGUGGUCUUCAUAUCCUCCCUGGACCGCCGCCCCGUCCCGCUGACCAUGGGCCGCUUCGAGGUCACCGAGAUCGUGGGCUGGGAUGAGCCGCACGAGAUCGUCUACUUCAUGGCCGCGCCGGAGAAGAGACCGGGCGAACGGCACCUGUACAAGAUCAAUCUGAAGCUCAAUGUCACCGAGUCGAACCGGACGUACAUCACCUCCUCGUCGCCCACCUGCCUCACGUGCGACAACACCGAGUCCACGUACCGGCUGCACAGGGCCAGGAUCUCGCAGCGGGGCGAUCGGUGGGAGGACAUCGUGGCCCGCUUGGAGCCGGACGACUGCCUCUAUGACAUACCCAAGAACUGCCUGUACAACCGGGUGCAGUUCAGCCAGGACUACAGCUACUACGUGCAGGAGUGCCUGGGUCCCGAGGCGCCGAGUGUUUACCUGGUGGAGACGGCCAGCAAUGACAAGAUCUACGUGCUGAACGCCGGCGACGUACUGCGCCAUCGGCUGUCCCAGCUGGCCGUCCCCCAGUCGCGCACCUUCAGCGUGGAGAUCCGCCAUGGAUUCCACGCCCAGGUGCGGCUCUUCCUGCCACCCGGAAUGCGCGAGGAGGAGGACGUGGCCUUUCCACUGGUUCUCCACGUCGACGCCUCGCCGGGAUCGCAGCUGGUAACGGAGCGCUUCCAUGUGGACUGGAACUGGUACUUGGCCAGCCAGCGCAGCUUCAUCGUGGCCCAGAUCGAUGGGCGUGGCAGUGGCUUCCAGGGCGAACUGCUCCGCACCCAGGUGCACGGAAAACUGGGCACCGUCGAGGUGGAGGAUCAGCUGGGAGUCCUCACAUACUUGCGGGACAACCUGAAGUUCAUCGAUCCCCUGAGGAUCUGCGCCUUUGGCUGGGGCUACGGGGGCUACGCCUCCUCCAUGAUGCUCAUCGACGACUCCCAGCAGGUGCUGCAGUGCGCGGUGGCCAUCAACCCCAUUGUAAACUUCGGAUUCCACUAUUCCUUCUUCACGGAGCGCUACAUUCCGCUGAAGGGCGACUACCUGCGGGCCCUCCAGGAGGCGGACCUCACGAUGAAGGCGGGCAACAUCAAGGGCCGCAACCUGAUGCUGAUGCACGGCACCGCCGACACCCUGGUGCACCAGGAGCACACCCUGAUGCUGGUGCGCGCCCUGGUGGAGCAGCAGGUGAAGUUCCGGCACCAGGUGUACCCGGACGAGGACCACGCCAUCGCCAGGUCGCUGAGCCACGUCUACAAGACGAUGGAGUGGUACUUCGACGAGUGCUUCGGCCCCGUCGACGACAACGAGUGGGACCCCACGGGUCUGUUCGUGUUCAAGCAAUAAUUAAGACCCCCCUACGAUCCUUACGACGAGGAUCCGCUGGCCAACCAGCUCAGCGACAUCGACGUCAUCGGCCCGGCCAGCCGCUCGGACCCGGACGCGGAGGCGGACCCGUCCGGCGACCCCGCCGGCAGCAACCUGUCCACCCUGCUGACCGCCACCACGACGACCGCCUCGCUGUCGGCGCUCGACGAACUGGACAACCGGCUGCAGUCCCUGGACCUGAUCACCUCCUCCACGGCCACCACCCUCAGCAAGGUGGCCGGCAAGCUGUGCAACUACAGCAGCAAGCGCCGGCUCCACCAGUCGGAGGCCGUGCUCGCCCAGAAGUCGCGCAUCCUCCAGCACUAGAGCACCAGAGCACAAGAGCACCGGGGGACUCCUCCUCCUCCGGGCCUCCGUUCGGGAGUGGAUCGGGACUCCUCCGAGUGUCCAGUGUGUGUGUGUCCGAGUGUCCCCGGCGGGCAGAUCCAUCCUCUUCUCACUUUCGACGGGAGUUUGCGGAAGCCUUGUGCAUUUUGCUUAUACUUUUAGGUCCAACGAACUCCAUACAGAUUAGGUGCACUUCACUUAAGUUUUAUUAUUGUUUUAAUUUAAUAUAUGUUAUACUACAUUUUUGAAGUUAGGUACUCCCCCUAUUUGUUAUAAAAAUGAAAACAUAAAAAAGUAGGCCUGGCCUCUUUUUCAAAUAUGUUGAUACAUAAUAUUUUAGUUUUAAAAUAGUUUUUGCGCAAGUGUUUUCCACUAAAAAUAUAUAUAAUUAAGAUACACUAGGUAUUAUAAUUUACAACUUUAUACAUUUUUUUACAAGAUUCCAUUUUUUUAAAGAACAUAAAUGAAUUUAAGUAGGUUAAAGCUUGAGUUUAGCCCUUAGAAAUUGACUUAUCCAAGUCAGUUUUUGAAAAAUAUUCAUCCGAGUAAGAAUAAGAAUAGGAAAAUGUAUUACCUAAUUUAUAAUUAUUUUAUUUCAUGUAAAAUUAGUUCCGCAAACAUUUUAACGAAAGUGAAAAUACGAUAUGUUCUGUUAGUGUGCAAGUGUUGAUUCUCCCAAGGCAUUUAUAUUUAUGGGUUCAGUUUUUGAGGCAAACGUAUUUUAAAACUCAUUGAAACUUGAAAUUUUCAGCAACAUUUUCAAUGUUUAAUAAUAUUAUUUACUAGAAUUGUGGCAUUGUUCAAAAUGAUUUCGCAUUUUCAAGCAUUUUUUGGAUACAAAUUUGCUACUUUAAAACAAGAGCUAGGAUCAAAAUGAUUUACAUUGGUUUAAAGUUCAUGAAAACGACUGUAACAUUUUGUUUUUGGCUUAUAUUAUUUAUAUAUGUUAUGGUAUAUUAUGAUAUUUAGAAACAGGUCGGAAAGGACGCUUAAAUAUGUACUUUUAAGUCGAUUCCUGGUCACUAUGAGUGGCCGUGGGUCGUUCGUUACAAACAAAAUCAAAAGGUCUAUUGGAGCAGUACUUGAGCUCCGAAAACAGUAUAACUUGAUGAUCUUUAGUUAAACCACCUCAUUUGCCGGCGAGAAUCACGAGUGAAUGAUUAUCGGGAAAAGGGGAGUAGAACAAAACCAAAGCAAGGUGAUUCAUUUAUGCGACUGAUUAUUAACAUAUGUGUAUUAAAUAAUUAACCAGACUCACGGUGCGAGGGGGACGAGGCGGCGGAGGUCGAGGUCCUUGACGUAAGGAUGAAAUGUAGGGGACAACCAAAUUGCUAAGGCGAUUGCCAACCAAAUACAGCGCGAUAUGUGUGUGCGUCUUGUGUGUAAUUUGUUUAGGCCUCGUUGUUGUUUCUUUACGUGUUCGUUUCGAUGUGUAUAAGCAUAUAGUUAUAAUUGACUGAACGUUUUUUUUGUAUAUAUUAACGAUUAAAUUUUAAACGAGAGCGAACCGAGGGCGGAAGCGGAAGCGGAAGCGGAAACGAAGCCGCGCUCGAACUCGAAUCCGAAAUCGAGUUCGAAAUCGAAACCCAUUGAAACAAUUGAUUCGUGUCCAGAACAAAGGAUAGGGCGGGGCAGUAUCUUUUAAAAAGCCAACCAGCUUGCGAGUAGCUCGAGUAAUCGAGAAGCGAACCCGAAGCCCCAGCUUACGCCCCUGAAUGUUUGUGAUAGUCGAGAGUAGGCGACUAUAAAAUACCCUGUACACCAACCGAAUCGCUUAGAUAGAUUCCGAUACCGAUACCGAUACCGAUACCGAUCCCCAUCUCGACGUGCAAAGCUUUAAACCUCAUAUCCAUUCGACGCCCGAUGCUGUGGAUACAGGGUAUUGCCGGUGUCCAGCAGCCGAACAGACCUAAUUUUAAAUCUAAAUUGUAAAGUGCGGGUGGGGACGGGAGUGUGCCACACCAAGGACAAGUCCCGGGCUUGCCCAGCCCCCCGAAUCGAAUGGGAUCCAGAGUAUAUAUAUUGCGGGGGGGCAGAGGUGUGCUUAGGCGAGGACCAAGGUGGCAAACAUUUUUUUUUAGAUUUUUUUACCAUUAACAUUAAAGGAUCGAAGAGCAGGCGAAUUCCAUGUGCGAAAUGGGAUUAGUGGUCGAAAGCCUAGGUGUUAAGCGUUGCGUCAAUAAGCGAAAUUUUAUUGUAGCGGGGCCGACGGGCCCCCAGCUCCGGAGCCCAACUAAAGCUAAGAACCCAAAUAAGCCAGCAUAGUCAAGCUUUAAAUGUUGUACACGAGGGGGUCGCAGCCACUUGAGCCCACGUUAACUAAGCCAAAACAAAACAAACCGACCCGAGAGUAAUAAAUGUUAAACCUAACUAACGAUAAACGCAUAUUUAUAAAUGUUUAAACCAGAAUUCUAUAAUAACUAAAGGAAACUAUAUAUGUAAUUGUGCUAAGCCAGAACCUAACGUACUCCCACGUGGAACCAAUGCAGCGCAAGCUAACAGCCAACAGAUACAACACAACUCAUUUCCCUAGAGUACAAAGGACACGAAGGACACCUACUCCUCGGCUGGGCCCAGCGCCACGCCAUCUAAGAGACCAAACUGGACAGUAUUCAGCGAGCGAUUUGGUUUCAAGUCAGCAUCUCAGCGUAGGGUAUUCGGCCGGAAGCGAAACCGAUGCCGAAACCGGAAACGAAACCGGAAACGAAACCGGAAACGAACCGAAUCCAAAUAGACUUAGAGAACGUACGCAGAACUAUGUAUUUCCACAACCAGACACAAGUAUACCAACAGAGAUCCAGCAACUAACGAAAAAGCGAAACAAUAAAGACAUUUUUGUGUGUAUGCAAGUGAG
Molecule: messenger RNA, 6612 nt
Organism: Drosophila biarmipes
Lineage: Eukaryota; Metazoa; Arthropoda; Insecta; Diptera; Drosophilidae
Product: inactive dipeptidyl peptidase 10
Exons: 10
Coding region: 501-3389 (962 amino acids)
Biological process (GO): proteolysis
Molecular function (GO): dipeptidyl-peptidase activity; serine-type peptidase activity
Source: RefSeq, a predicted model, not a curated record